AUGUCUUUGGCAGGAGGAAAACCAAACUCGGAGGAACCAGAGACGUCCAAACCAGCAAGACGACACCUCUGCUCUCAGUGUGGAAAGAGUUUUAUCAAGUUAGGAAGCCUGAAAGCUCAUGAGCGAAUACACACAGGGGAGAAGCCUUACCAUUGCUCCCAUUGUGGAAAGAGUUUUAGCCAGUUAGGAAGCCUGAAAGCUCACAGCCGAAUACACACCGGGGAGAAGCCUUACCACUGCUCACAUUGUGGAAAGAGUUUUAACCGCUUAGGAAGCCUAAUUGCUCAUAGGCGAAUACACACAGGGGAGAAGCCAUACCAUUGCGAACAGUGUGGAAAGAGUUUUAACAAGUUAGAUAACAUGAAAUCUCAUGAACAAAUACACACAGGGGAUAAGCCUUACCACUGCUCUCAGUGUGGAACUAAGUUUACCAAGUUAGGAAGCCUGAAAAGACAUGAGAGGACACACACCAAAGCAAAGCCUUUCCAUUGCGCCUUGUGUGGAACGAGUUUUAACCAUUUAGGAAACCUGAAAAGACAUGACAGAAUACACACAGGUGAGAAGCCUUUCCAUUGCGCACAGUGUGGAAAGAGUUUUAGCUUGUUAGGAAACCUACAAUCUCAUGAGCGAAUUCACACAGGGGAGAAGCCAUACCAUUGCACCCAUUGUGGAAAGAGUUUUAACCAGUUAGGAAACAUGAAAUAUCAUGAGCGAAAUACACACAGGGGAGAAGCCAUACCAUCGUGCUCAGUGUGGAAAGAGUUUUACGGAGUUAGGAAAGCUGAAAGCUCAUGAGCGAAUACACACCUUACAAAUGUCACUUAAAAGGCAUGUGAGAAUCCACAGAAAAAUAUCUUCUCCUAGUGUGUAAACUGAUAUUUCACAUCACCUUUAAGUUCAUCAGAGAACAUACACAGUGCUCCCAUUGUCUUCUAUUGUUGACUGAGAAUGUGUUUACUUGUUUAUACCAUAUAAAAUGAAAUUCAAUUGUAAAAAAUAUACUCUAAAAUAUAUUUGUAUGUCUUUGUUAGAAAAUAUUAAUUGAAUAUGGAGUAUGUCAGUUUGAAUACAGAGUAAAUCAGAUUCCAUGUGUCCAAUGGUCCUUUUUUAAACUCCAUGUGUGUGUUUAUCUGGGUGUGUCAUUCCUCCAGCACUACAGAUAAUCAAGUGAUAUUUGGAUGUGAUGCAUUUGCUCCAUUGUUCACAUUUGCAUCGUUUGCCCACUGAUGAUUUAAUGACAUGAAAAUGUACACUGACUCGCCCACGGAUUAAAUAAAGAAUCUUGGUUUGA
Oncorhynchus tshawytscha (Chinook salmon) is the source of this 1291-nucleotide messenger RNA. Its product is annotated as zinc finger protein 239-like. The record is from RefSeq and is a predicted model, not a curated record. NCBI's taxonomy places the organism in Eukaryota, Metazoa, Chordata, Actinopteri, Salmoniformes, Salmonidae. The transcript has a single exon. The coding region runs from base 1 to 795 and encodes 264 amino acids.